GCUGCUGUCAGAUGGCGUUCUGCCUCGCUGAGCUGCACUUGUGGUCCACCAAGAGCUCCCUCCAAGUUAAAGAUACAGAUAUUGGCACCUAUCAGUACUACGAUAAAGGAGAGCCAGCUCUUCCUCUGGAGCAUCACUACUACCAGGAGAAGCUCCAGUUCUCUGAAGCUCGAGGCUAUUCGUGGACCCCCAGGAACCGCCGACCAGAAAAGCUCCGCGAUUCGCUGAAGGAGCUGGAGGACCUCUUACAGACCAACACCUGCAUCCAGACCAGAUGGAGGAACAAGCGCUGCUGCCAGGUGAUGCUGAGCGGGGGUGUUCUGCUGACCCUGACCUUAGAUGGACCUCAGCUCCAGCAGGUGUGUGUAGAUCGAACGUUGGUGGGUCGACUUCCAGCCGGCACCGUGACUGAUGCGGCGCUGAGCGAUAGGCUGAUUCUGCUGUCCUUCCUGGAGCAGAGCCAGGUGACUGCAGUCUACCUGAACAGAAAGAACCAGGACUGCCCAGAGACUGGCAGGAGAACAGACAAACUGUCACCCUCUGAAACCAAGGUGGUGUCCGUGGAGGUGGGUGGACGAGGUCGGAGACUCCACAGACGCGUUGGUCUCAACCGUCUCCAGGAUGUGGCGCUCUGCUGGUGGAACCUGGAGGAACCCGAUGAGGAGCUGUGGCCCUGGACUCCUUCAAACACACAAAGAAACAACCUGGUCCUGCUCAGCUGCUCCCCGACUGAAGGCCUCAAGGUCCUCAGCUCUGUCCGGACUGAGUCCAACCCUCUGGACUGCAGCUUCAGCCUUCUGCAGCCCUACCAGCUACAGACAGUCCAAGUACCUGCAGGACCUCCAGGAUCCAGAGAAGGUUCCUGGGCUGAUUCCUGCACGUAUGAAUGUUCACGAGGACGUCUGCUCCGUCUGUCCGUCACCCGCAUCCCUCUCCCAUCCCACCCCGUCUCCUGCUCCCGCCACCCCUCAGAGACCACGCUCCUCCUGGGCUUAAGCGACUCCUCCUUGGUGCUUUACGACCAGCGCCGGGGCGUCUCUCUGCUGGCCUCCUGCCCCGUGCCGCCCACCAUCCUCGCCUGGCACCCUGCUGGGGCUGUUGUGGUGGUGGGAGGGGGGCAGGAGGAGCUGAUGUGCUUUGAUGUGGGCUUGGCACCUGUUGGCGUGGCGCUGGUAGCCGAGGAGGCGGCUUCUUCUGCCACGCUGAGGCUAGCUCAGCGCCUGCACUGCUCUGGAGGCCUGGAGGGGCUGCAGUGGGGCAGCGGUUUGGACGGAGGCCCGGACGGGGCAGAUAUGCUGACGCUGGCCUUCCAUGGAGGACCACUGGCUGUCCUGAGAUUCAGACUGGGAGCUCUUUCUGGAGGUCUGAUGGGUCCUCUGGAGCUGCUGCAGCAGAGGCUCCGCUGUGGGCAGGUCAGGGAGGCUCUGGGUGUCCUGGAGGCCAUGGACUGGAGCACCAGGGGGGAGGAGAGCUACCGAGGCCUGAGCUCCAUCACCAACCACCUGCUGAGGCUGGAGCUCACCGCAGAGAGAGAGGCCCAGCUAGAGGCAGCUCUGGGGGUGUUUUAUGCUCCUCCUGCCCCUCUCUCUGAUACCGUGAUACUGGAGUACAGGAAGCCAAUCAGCAAAUACGCCCGCCGCUUUUUUCACCACCUCCUCAGACACCAGCGCUUUGAAAAGGCCUUCCUCCUGGCUGUGGAUCUGGAAGACAGAGAUCUGUUCAUGGACCUCCAUUAUGUGGCCGGUGAUAAGGGCGAGCUGGUGCUAGCGGAUGUGGCCAGGAGGAAAGCUAAUGAAACGGAGGCCCGGGCCAUCGCAGGCAGCGAAGAUCCUCUGAGGAGCAGAAACAGUGGAUGUGAUUCCAGCUUCAGUGAGCGACGAGCAGAAAAGAUCCAGACAUUAACAGACCCUCCAGCCUCAGCACAUGCUGAUGGAGGAACCAAUCAGAGGAGACCACAGAUGGAGACCAUCCAUGUGACCAUCAGCCCAAAGUCCUCAGGACUCUGAGACAAACAGCAGGAAGCCGUGGAGCUGAACAGAGACGGAGAGAA
Messenger RNA from Acanthochromis polyacanthus (spiny chromis), 2050 nucleotides. It is a transcript of the gene wdpcp, whose product is annotated as WD repeat containing planar cell polarity effector. The coding region runs from base 12 to 2006 and encodes 664 amino acids. The transcript has 16 exons. NCBI's taxonomy places the organism in Eukaryota, Metazoa, Chordata, Actinopteri, Pomacentridae. Gene Ontology annotation, cellular component: axonemal basal plate. Gene Ontology annotation, molecular function: protein binding. The record is from RefSeq and is a predicted model, not a curated record. Gene Ontology annotation, biological process: establishment of protein localization; nervous system development; cilium organization.